Messenger RNA from Egretta garzetta (little egret), 787 nucleotides. It is a transcript of the gene TEX47, whose product is annotated as testis expressed 47. NCBI's taxonomy places the organism in Eukaryota, Metazoa, Chordata, Aves, Pelecaniformes, Ardeidae. The record is from RefSeq and is a predicted model, not a curated record.
AUGCUGAGAAGAAAUUCCCAUGGUAGCAAUGCUUUCGUGUUUCUUCUGAACAACAAAAGCAUAAUCUGUGAAUCUGUUGUCCCUGGCUGCAGAGAACACAGAACAGACCACACACCGCCAGCUUGCUGGAACUAUCGCUGUAAACCACUUGACAAACUGCCAGUUUUCCUUUUGAAACAAGGUUAUCACAGAGAGCUGUUUGAAAAUGCAUUGGAAGACCACUCAAGAGAACAAGUCUCGGGUCUGCUACUUCUCUCUCCCAGCUAUAUUUUUCACGUAGUAGAGUCUUGCAGUAGCACAAUCCAUCUCAUCGUCCAAGAUUUAGCUUCUCUCCAAAAUCAAGGUCACAGGAUGGAAUUCACUCUCUUUCCACUCAGUGCUUUACUCCAGGAAAUUAAAGUUUUAGUGGUGGCACAUAACAUCCCCAGCAGACUGUUCCCAGACUGGUACGUGGCAACAGCAGCGUCUCCCAUGACGUGUCCGCAAGGCUUGAUGCAGUCGCAGUCUACAGUGGAGGUGGUCGCAGAAUGCCUUACCCUCCUACUCAAAGUGGCAGCCUGCAUUCAAAAUUUGGAGGAAGACAGCGAGAAUACGAAUGAGACCGUACACACUCUUGCACCCGAGCUGCUAAUCCCGGCAGAGACAAUUAACUAUUUGUAUAAUGCUGAAGAAUGUGCAAGUCCAGAAGAUUUUCUGAGAAUUUAUUUAAGUCCUUCACAGCCUACCCUGGAUUCAGAAAGCGUAUGGCCUGUCCCAGCUCAUUUCUCGGCAUGAUACGGGCUGUAUC